This is a messenger RNA of Paramuricea clavata, 441 nucleotides long. Lineage: Eukaryota; Metazoa; Cnidaria; Anthozoa; Malacalcyonacea; Plexauridae. The record is from the annotation of a GenBank genome assembly.
AUGCUGUCCCUAAGAGUAAAAGCACGCAGUUUGCUUGGAACUCAACUGCGGCGUUUGUUAAAUAGCAGCACACAUCGCUGUUUAACUCUGUCGGCUACAUACAAUGCGGCUCAAAAUGUUUAUAAGAACGAGAAAGAAUGCUUAGUGAUCAAGUGGAACGACGGCAAUGUCGAUGAAUUUCCACAUGUUUAUCUUCGCGAGAAUUGCCGUUGUGCAGCAUGUUAUACAGAUGAAAGGAAAUCACGUACAAUGUAUUCGCCGAAGGAAGUUAAUCUCGAUAUUACAGCAGAGUCGGCUGUCUGGAAUACUGAGGAUGAUCAGUUGGAAGUUAAUUGGGAAGAUGGUCAUACGAGUCAUUAUUCAUUUGAAUGGUUAAAGUAUUUGAGGUAUGUAGUCGCUGCAAUCAUACUCGACAAUCUCAAUGACCCAAGCGAUAAUUAG